CCAGAUUCUGCUCAUCAUUUUACAGCAAAAAAAAAAAAAUGGAGGUUAAGAGGCAAGAGAAAGAGAGAAAGAGGAUCCGAAUGGCUGAGAAAGUCAUGGCCAUGGCGUCGAUGAUCUCUUUCGUCGUGUCAUGCUCUCUCUUGAUCUCUGUUUUUCAGCAGAAUCUGUAUAGGAACCUUAGCUUCAUGGACAAGAAGUACGUGUUCUUGCUGUUUAAUGGCAUCAUAGGCUUUGUUUUUAAGGAUUCUUUGGGGAAUCCAGGUACCCUUUUCGAGGAAAAAUCCAUCAAUCAUAACAAAAGAAACGAACAACUGGUCAAAGUGAAGAGUAUUGCAGCGGCAGUAGCAGCAACAGCAGCAGCAGCAGCAGAAGAAGAAGAAGAAGAAGAAGAAGAAGAAGAAGAAGAAGAAGAAGAAGAAGAAGAAGAAGAAGAAGAAGAUUCAUCGCUUGUGCAAGACGGUGAAGGCGAAGCAUUGGAUCUUGCUAUCGUCCGAGUGGAUGAUGCUGGUGGCGGUGAUGAUGGUGAUGAUCAUGAUGAUGAUGAUUGUCUAAGUUCAGAAGAACUGAACAAGAAAUGCGAGGAUUUCAUAAGGAAGAUGAAGGCGGAGAUGAGAUUCGAUUCCCGGAAACUGAUUACGCUUUAGAAUUCUGCAACACUCUUUCCUUUUUUGGCGUAUGGCUUCGCCAUGCAUGCAUGGUCCUUUCUAUUUUCCUCCAUUUUUUGCGUUGUGUGAAGAUUCGAACUGCAGUAAUUAACGGUUCAUAUCUCAGACAUUGUAGCUCAUAUCUUUGAGAUAACUCUAUCUAACUUGUCUUUUUUACAAUGGAAAAUUUCCUCCA
This is a messenger RNA of Tarenaya hassleriana, 840 nucleotides long. Its product is annotated as transcription initiation factor IIE subunit alpha-like. Bases 39 to 644 code for a protein of 201 amino acids. NCBI's taxonomy places the organism in Eukaryota, Viridiplantae, Streptophyta, Magnoliopsida, Brassicales, Cleomaceae. The record is from RefSeq and is a predicted model, not a curated record. The transcript has a single exon.